UCAAGCUGGCCAGACGCAAAGAAAGCCAAGCACUAUUAAAGGCGAUUCAGUCAUGCCGAUGAAUGGACAGCCGGGCGGACAAAAUGGACGCAAACGCCGCGACAACGAUGAUUUCUCGGUGAAGCUAUCCACCAUCAGGAUCUGGAUGCACGAGAAGGACAUCGGCAAGUUGACGCGCAUUUUGUGGGCGGGGCAGGGCAACCGCCUCUGCCAACAGGCCAGUAACAAUGGGCGUGUCAAGCGCUUUCUGGCCGCCGUGCCCCACGUCAUGAAUGCCAUCAAGGAUCUGCACCAGGCUGUGAUUGACAACAAUCUGGAGAGCGUUCAAUCACAAUUGGAGCCACCGGUGCCAAGUGCCCUCGUUACCUGCAAGGAUGGCAACGGCCUGAACAUCAUCCACAAGGCCGCCGGACUGGGCCACACCAAGAUCCUCGAGUAUCUGGUGGGCAUUUGGGCAGAGGGCGCCCACGAAGUAGACAUCACCGGCAAAACGGCGCUCCACUGGGCGGCCAGUGCCAAAAACAACAUGAGAUGCUAUACCCUGCUGACCCAGGCGGGAUGUGACGAGGAGGCUGUGGAUUAUAAAAUGAAGACACCUUCGUACUAUCGCCACAAGCCGCACGAAAUAGAGCGGGCUUUCCUGGUUUAUGUGCCGGAAGCCCCACGCGUCUCCCCCGAGAGCGUCACCGAUUGGGAGGCCUUGGGCGAUGACACUGGCGGCGAUAAUGGGGCAGGUGGCGACUCGAAGAAACUGGAAAUGAAGGUCCUUCUGGCGCCAGGGCACCACAAGUGGCUGGACGACAGCCUUGAGAACACCUCGGAGCUGGACACCAACGACGGUACGAGUGCCAACGAAGACGACGAUCUCUCGAAAGCGGACGCGGAACCAGUUCCGGAAGCGGAUGUGGCCGCAUCGCCAUUGCAGCGCCGACCGGAAACCCCGGCCACGUUCAACACCAUAAACGGCGAUGAUAGCGAAGCGGAGGACACACGCAUCAAAGGCAUCGUGGAGUCUGGCGACCUGGAGCAACUGGCCGAGAUCGUGCUGAACGGCGAGGGUGGUCGCCUGAUGGGCCUCACGUCCCCGGAGCCGGAAAUUCAGGCCUUUCUCAACAACGUACCCACUUACAUGGAGAAAAUCCAUCGCGUGCACGACGCGGCACGUGACGGAGGACUGCUGGCAUUGCAGCAGGCUCUGGAUCGCCGGAAGUUUGCCAUUGCAAAGGACGACAUAUCGCCCAAUGGCUCCACACCGCUGCACGUGGCCGUGCUCUUUGGCCACACGGACAUCGUUCGGUACCUGGCCUCGCGCUUUCCGGAAACCAUGACAAUUACGGAUAAUGACGGACGCACGCCGCUUCAUUACGCAGCCACAAUUAAGGACAAUGGUCACUUCUACCACAUGCUCCUGCAGAUGGGGGCCAAUCCCAAAUCACUGGACAAGCUGGGCCACUCGGCCGAGUUCUACCUGGACAGGGACAAGGCGAAAAACAUACUCAACUACACCGAGUUGCUGAACAUUUUCGGGGCCGAGGAACUGGAGAACCAGUUGCUCACCGACCAGGUUCCCGACGAUCUGCACAGUGCCCGGCGGGAGCUGCAGGAUGGGGAGAUCUCCAGGACCCUGGAGCGCUGCUACAGCGUCAUCUCGGAGUCGGGAAAACUCUUGAGUGGCACCACGGCCUCCGCCCUGUCCCACCGAAAACCUCUCAGCGCCUCGUCACUGCAGCUGUCGGUGACCAGUUACCUCAGUCGCUUCCUGAAGCGUCCUGUUUACGAGAAAAUCAAGCGACGGCAAACGCGGCUUGAUCACAACCUCUUCGAUAUCCUGUGGCCGGCCAUGCGGAAGACCUCAAAGGCCCGCCACCUGGAAGAGGACAUAAAUUGCGGGAUCAUUGCACCGGACUUUGAUGUGUUUGUGGUGUUCCAGGAGUUCCUGGUGCCGCUCCUGAAGGACAUGCACUGUCUGAGCAUCGACAACGACUUCAAGCCCCAGCCGCGCCUGGCCUACUUUCCAAUGGACAAUGGCGAGCGUCUGAACACAGCUGCCUUCGUCUUCGACGACGAGUCCAUGCUGGUGACGCGCUGCCUUGUGGAGGCGUCCCGCAAUCUGGAUCAGCUAGAGCUACCCUUGAACUUGACCAUCGGACAGCUGGAGCAGGCCGAACGCCUGAUGAUGAGCAAGAUAUUCACCACGAACUUUGCUGAUGCCAUUGGGGAGACCGAUUCGGGCAACUACUUCACCCUGACCGAGCUGCUGGAGCCGGACUCGGAAGUGGCCAUGAUGCUAAACAGCCUGGGCCUGAUGAUCCCCCUGCUGGACACCCAGGACCUGGUGCAGGCCGCCGAGUCCACGGCCUUCAACGGCGCCCUGUGGCCCUAUGGGCGGGGCGUGUUCGUCAACUCCGCCCACAAUCUGGCGGUCUGGCUGAAUUGCCAGGAGCACCUGCGGGUGAUCUCCAUCACCGGCGGCAAGGAGCCCGCUGACAUGGGGGCGGCCUACACGCGGGUGGGCCGGGCAAUAUCCUACCUGGAGACGCAGCUACACUUCAAGGAGAGCUAUCUGCUUGGCUACCUCCAGUCGCGGCCCAGCUACCUCGGUACCGGUCUCAAAAUGACCACCAUAGUGAAGCUGCCGAACCUCAUGAAGGAGAUGGAUAAUCUGCGCCACCUGUGCUCCGUCCGGGGACUCAGCAUGGUCACUAAUCGGCUCUCCAAGCUCACCGUGCGCCUGGUCAACAUGCAGAGCAUGGGAGUUGUGGAGUACGUGCUGUUCCAGGACUACUGCACGGCUGUCACCAACAUCCUAUCGCUGGAAAAGGACAUGUCCCUGACGAACUCCAAGCACAUAGCCACCAUGCUGGUGAAGAUCUUCAGGCGCAAGAAGAACAGCAUCGUGGAUCGUAACUAGGAGAAGGAGCCCGAUUCCCCAAGUCCCCAGAUGUAUAUACGAAAGCAAAGAUCUCCGAGCACUGUAACCCGUAACCGUAAAUGCAAAUAUCCGUACCCAACUCGAUACUCGACACCAGACUCGUGUCCUCAUCAUCAAAAACAAGCAAAC
Drosophila bipectinata is the source of this 3061-nucleotide messenger RNA. The record is from RefSeq and is a predicted model, not a curated record. NCBI's taxonomy places the organism in Eukaryota, Metazoa, Arthropoda, Insecta, Diptera, Drosophilidae.